CAGUCAAGAAAUUAGCUUGCCCAACACUCCAAGACAACCCAAACAAGAUAACCGGGAUCAGCCCAAAUUACAGAACCCUAAUCGUAGAAAGCUCUGUGAGCUCUCAAAACCCCGAAACCAAUCUGAGCAUUGACUCCCGCCGCACAGCAGCCCCGUCGGAGCGCGCAACUCCCCUCUCUCGUCGCCUCCUUCAUUCUAAGCUACUAGAAAGAUGGAUCUCAACAAUGUUAAGAUUCCCAAAAUCCCUGGUGGUGGUGCAGCCUCAUCUCUGGUCAAGCUUGGGGUUGUAGCUGGGCUUGGUCUUGUUGGAGUUGCCAACAGUCUCUACAAUGUCGAUGGAGGGCAUCGCGCCAUUGUCUUCAACCGUAUCACUGGUAUCAAAGAACAGGUCUAUCCUGAAGGAACACACUUUAUGAUACCGUGGUUUGAGAGGCCAACCAUUUAUGAUGUCCGUGCAAGACCCCAUCUAGUGGAAAGCACAUCUGGAAGUCGCGAUCUUCAGAUGGUGAAAAUUGGUCUGCGUGUUUUGACACGUCCUGUACCAGACCAGUUACCCACUAUAUAUAGGAAUCUUGGGGAGAACUACAAUGAAAGGGUGUUGCCUUCCAUCAUCCAUGAAACCUUGAAGGCUGUGGUUGCCCAGUAUAAUGCUAGCCAGCUUAUCACCCAGAGAGAGGCUGUGAGCAGGAAGAUAAGGGAUAUUUUGACUCAGAGGGCAGCUAACUUCAACAUUGCAUUGGAUGAUGUGUCCAUAACCAGCCUGACCUUUGGGAGGGAGUUCACUGCAGCUAUCGAAGCAAAACAGGUGGCUGCUCAGGAAGCCGAGAGAGCCAAGUUCAUAGUUGAGAAAGCUGAACAGGACAAGCGCAGUGCUAUCAUUAGGGCACAGGGUGAGGCUAAGAGUGCACAGCUGAUUGGGCAAUCCAUUGCAAACAACCCGGCUUUCAUCACGCUGAGGAAGAUUGAAGCUGCCAGAGAAAUUGCUAGCACCAUAUCAAAUUCAUCCAACAGAGUGUACCUGAGCUCUGAUGAUUUGCUGCUCAACCUGCAAGACCUCAACCUGGAUGUCGUCAAGAAGUGACCUAAAAACUUGUCUCUCUGUCUAGCUGCUGAGAUAACAAAGAGUUUAGUCUAAACUCGUAUUUCAUUUCUUUUGCUGUGGAAAAAUUCCUUUUGAAGUUUGAAAAACACCCUUUUAGUUAUGCUUUUGCUUUUGGAGGGGCUCAUUGAGAAUGGUAACCACAACAUUUUGGGCUACAAACUACUAUCGGGAAAAAAUGCAUCCGUCUCUCAAUGACUUUAUUUUCCGAAUGUCGAAGGUGUGUGGCUGUGUGUGAUCAAUGAUGGCAUCCGUCACUAAUUAUUGUUUUUUCACCAAGUAUGUGAAUUACUUAUGAA
This is a messenger RNA of Cuscuta campestris, 1398 nucleotides long. The record is from the annotation of a GenBank genome assembly. NCBI's taxonomy places the organism in Eukaryota, Viridiplantae, Streptophyta, Magnoliopsida, Solanales, Convolvulaceae.